Molecule: messenger RNA, 2310 nt
Organism: Clupea harengus (Atlantic herring)
Lineage: Eukaryota; Metazoa; Chordata; Actinopteri; Clupeiformes; Clupeidae
Product: paraneoplastic antigen Ma1-like
Exons: 1
Coding region: 179-1312 (377 amino acids)
Source: RefSeq, a predicted model, not a curated record
AAUAGACAUUUCUGAGACAGAUGUUUACAAAGUGUUAGACACAGUCAAAGAUAUUGGUAGGACAAAAGUAUGCAGUCGACGCCGUGAUCACAGUGGACAACAAGAUUUUGUGUUAGUUGAAACUUCUGUUCAGCUAUCUGAAAUUACUGUUCCAGCUACAGUAGGAAUAGUGGAUGAAAUGGGUCCAUGGCCUGUACACAUAGUCAGUGAAUUACCUCCGGCUCCAUCACCUAAAAGAGAUGACUUCCAAACUAAGUUGCUUUCUUUUCUUCAACAAGAGGGAAAAUCUUUAGCUGACAUCCAUAAUAUAGCUCCCCCAACGCCCACAGUUAAUGCAGAGUUAGUUAAAGCUAUUAACUCACUAGUGCAAAAAUGUAACAUUGUUUCACCAGUAGAAACUCAGAGUUAUAGGAAGCUGCGCACAUUCUCAGGAUUGACACCUGCACCUAGUGGUGAAGAUGAGUAUGACGUGUGGGCCGAACAUGUUUCUCAUAUCUUGGAAGAAUGGCAAUGUUCUGACUCUUUGAAGAAACAGAAACUAGUGGAAUGUCUUAGGGGGACAGCCUCUGAUAUUGUGAGGUUUGUCAAGAUUGAAAAUCCUUCAGCUACAUCUGGUGACUACCUCAGUGCUCUAGAAACUGCAUUUGGAAAUACAGAAAGCGCAUCUGAUUUGCUGGUGAGGUACAAAAGCACUUUUCAAGAAGAGGGGGAAAAACUCUCUGCAUACAUAUUGAAACUGGACAAAUUGCUGCAUGUGGUGCUUCGAAAAAAAGGCAUUGACUAUUCUGAUAUGAAUCGUCUCCGAAUUCAACAAAUCAUCCGAGGAGCGCUUCCCACUGACAUGGUCGCACUUCGCCUAAGGAUGACCCACAAGUUGCGAGAGCCGCCUUCUUUUGCUGAGCUUUUGAAAGAGGUACGGGAAGAGGAGAAUAUGGUUUACAACCGAAACACAGCCAAAGCCACAGUGGCCUUGUCUGCGGUGGCCUCUACCACAACCUCAUCUAAUGAAACUGAAAUUGAGGUACUCAAGAAAGAAAUUAUGGGAUUGAAAAGUGCAGUAACUCAGUUGUCGUCAGCGGCUGUCGUCCCAGCACCAGCUGAGCCUUCAAAGCUACACAGUUUAGCUGUGACUCCUUCUGCUGACAAAGUGGUGCCAGCGAAAUCAGGGGGUGGAGCCACGUACUUCUGUUAUCAAUGUGGUGAAGAUGGUCAUUUCCAACGUUACUGUCGUAAUGAAGAGAACCUGCGCAAAGUAAACCAGCGACUCAUUAAGAUGACACGGCCAAAGGGAAACUUCACCGGGGCUCAGUAGCGGAACGACCUGAAGCUCCACAAAAGACACGUUCCACAAGAUGCAAAACACUAGAACAGAGAAAAUGUACGCUUCCCUCAGGAUUAGUAGGGCCUACUUCUAUCCUUCCCAUCCAGAUAGAGGGCAUCUACGCUAAAGCGUUGCUGGAUAGUGGGUCACAAAUUACUCUUUUGUACAGAUCCUUUUAUCAGAAGUACUUAAAGCAUCUGCCGUUAACUCCAAUUGAGAAUUUGGAGAUUUGGGGGCUGAGUUCUGAGAGUUACCCAUAUGAUGGUUGUUUGUCUGUAAAGCUUGAGUUUCCGGGAUCUGUGACAGGAGUAAAUGAGACCAUAAGUGCACUUGUGUUGGUGUGUCCUGAUCCCAUCAUGAAGGGUGAAGUGUCUAUACUAGUGGGAACAAACACCUCAGUGGUGAAAAAGCUUGUGGAAGUAUGUAAAGAAAAGGGAGGGGAAAAUUUCCUUAAAACUUUGGCCGUUCAUCCAGUUAUGAAGAAUGCUUAUGAGAAAGUAAUGGUGAUGUCUGAUCAGUCAGCAGACACUGAGCGGGGCACUGUUUGGUUUUCUGGAAAUAAGCCCUUAACGUUGUCCCCUGGUGAGACUGCAAGUGUCACAGGAAUCCCUAAAUAUCCUAAAAUGUCCUCUAGCAGUGCACUCCUUAUAGAUUAUCCUGAAGAGUCUCGGUUUCCAGAGGAACUGCUUGUUAGGCCGGAGAUACAAGCUGCAAGUGCUUUACAGUCAAAAAGAAUCACUGUAACAGUCCGAAAUGUUUCUGUGCACACAGUUACCCUGAAGAGGGGCAUGCCUAUUGCCCAUAUCUUUCCAGUGGAGGUGGUAUCCAGUAACCCUUCCUCUAAGGAGAGCAGUUCUGGAGGUCAGUGGACAACAGAGUCAUUCAAUUUUGGUGAUUCACCAGUCUCUCAAAAGUGGAGGAACAGGUUGACGCAAAAGAUGCUGGAUAGGAGUGAUGUUUUCUCGCGCCAUGAAUUUGACGUGGGAUGU